Molecule: messenger RNA, 1449 nt
Organism: Opisthocomus hoazin
Lineage: Eukaryota; Metazoa; Chordata; Aves; Opisthocomiformes; Opisthocomidae
Source: RefSeq, a predicted model, not a curated record
UUUGCAAGUCACUUCUUUAUGGGAGGCGAGAAGUUUGACACCCCUCACCCUGAGGGCUACCUUUUUGGAGAGAACAUGGAUCUAAACUUCCUCGGCAACAGACCUGUUCAGUUUCCGUAUGUAACUCCAGCUCCACAUGAGCCCGUGAAGACACUGAGAAGUCUGGUGAAUAUCCGCAAAGACUCUCUCCGUCUUGUCAGAUAUAAAGAUGAUGUUGACAGUCCUACUGAGGAGAAUGGGAAGCAGAAAGUCCUGUACAGCCUGGAGUUCACGUUUGAUGCAGAUGCCCGUGUUGCCAUCACAAUCUACUGCCAGGCUACAGAAGAGUUUGUCGGUGGCAUGGCAGUAUACAGCACAAAGAAUCCCUCUCUGCAAUCAGAGACAGUUCAUUACAAGAGAGGGGUAAGCCAGCAAUUCUCCCUGCCUUCCUUCAAGAUUGAUUUCUCAGACUGGAAGGAUGAUGAGCUGAACUUCGACUUGGAUCGUGGCGUGUUCCCUGUGGUCAUCCGAGCGGUGGUGGAUGAAGGGGAUGUGGUGGUUGAGGUGACGGGUCAUGCCCAUGUUCUUCUGGCUGCAUUUGAAAAGCACGUUGAUGGCAGUUACUCCGUGAAGCCGUUAAAACAGAAGCAGAUUGUUGACCGGGUGAGCUAUCUGCUUCAGGAGAUCUACGGCAUCGAGAACAAAAACAACCAAGAGACCAAGCCUUCAGAUGACGAGAACAGUGACAACAGCAACGAGUGUGUGGUUUGCCUGUCGGACCUCCGCGACACCCUCAUUCUGCCCUGCAGACACCUCUGUCUGUGCAAUUCCUGCGCUGACACCCUGCGCUACCAGGCCAACAACUGCCCCAUCUGCAGGCUGCCCUUCCGCGCCCUGCUGCAGAUCCGGGCUGUGAGGAAGAAACCGGGGGCUCUGUCGCCUGUGUCAUUCAGCCCUGUCUUGGCACAGAGCGUUGACCAUGACGAGCACUCUUGUCCCUUUAGACCCCUUAAAGUGAGCACUGUCUCCCUGCCCAGCAGGAAACCUAGAAGGGAAACAAGCUCUGACAACAUCCCCCCGGGCUAUGAGCCCAUUUCCUUGCUGGAAGCACUGAAUGGCCUUCGCUCUGUCUCCCCCUCCAUCCCGUCAGCUCCUCUGUAUGAAGAAAUCAACUACUCCGGCGUGGUGGAUGGAAUGCCGCCUGCCAGCCGGCCGCUCGUUGGGAUGGACAGAGCCGUGGAGAGCAGCCACCAAAAGGGCAAGCGGAGCAAGUCUCCAGAUAGCACACUACGGUCUCCCUCGUCCCCAAUCCAUGAGGAGGAUGAAGAGAAGCUCUCUGAGGACUCUGACUCGCAGCCGGUGCUGAGCGGUGGUGAGCUGGUCCUGAGAGAGACCAGCUCUCCAGAAAGCGUGGCAGGGGAGGAGAUGGAGGAGGCCUCGUCCGUGCAGCAGGCCUGUUCUCUGCCGUAG